UCCCACAUGGACGCGACAUACCUCCUCUUCACCAGCCGCGGUGCGAGCUGUGGCUGACGUGAAUACCCGCAUACGGAGCGCAGAGUGCGGGCGGUGGAGCGCCGUGAUCUCGGUUCUGGGUCCUGGGUUCUGGGUUCUGGGUUCUGGUUCGCCUCCAUGUAGCCUAUCCUCCGGUCCCCCUGCCUGACGCAGAGGACAACGCUGGAUUUGGGUCUGUCCUUCACCACACGCACGGGAGCCGUCUCCAUCCUGGCUGCUCUCAUACAUGGAACUAGAGACUAUUUGGGAAUACGGUGCCAUGUGACGGACGCGGCUUCCUUUACGCCGUAAAAGUCGCCGGGCUGCUCCGUGUGUUGCGGCGCUGUCGAUCGCGGACGACGGACUAAAAAGACGCGGCUCGUGUGAAAAUGGAAGUUUGGCUCAUUGGCUCGGUCCACUGAGGCUGCCGGUGACGGUUUGGUGAUUGGUGCAGGGGGGGGGGGGACUGCCACUGCGUCGCCAGGUCUGAGAGGCUCCGAGUCUCCGGUCGUUGAAACCGGACCUGCUCAUCAACACAACCAGGUUUGUGUUGGCGUCACCGGGAGCUUCCACGUUCGUUCCUGCUCGAGGAGUGACCGCAUUCAGCCCCUGGUUCGGCUCGAACGCGUCGGCGUUUGGAUGCGGCUCGCUCUCUCUGCGGCUCCGCUCGUCGCGGAGGGGAUUUCAUGUUGAGGGGGAUUUCAACAGGGCUCCGGUCCGUGAUUAUCUGGGAACCUCCGGUCGUCACCCACCUACAAGCCGCACAGCCUAACGCACAGAGGGGCGCAUCGAGGAAUAGACCGGGAGGAAUUUCCCCACAGAUGGACUGAAAAGACGCGUCGCUCCCCGGGAAUCUAACUCCGCGCACUCUCACGCGGCGGCUCGCGAUUUUCUGUGGCGCGCGGGGAGGAAAUAUCCGCGAACACCAUGAAAGUUCUCUCGGCGACGCUGCUCUUCGCCGUUUUGUGGGGACAGCAGUGGAGGUCCGCGCUCUCGGAUUCGAUCAUCCACAUCGGCGCCAUCUUUGACGAGUCGGCGCGGAAGGACGAUGAGGUGUUCCGUCUCGCUGUGGCAGAUCUCAACCUGAACAAUGAGAUCCUGGAGACGGAGAAGAUCACCAUCUCUGUGGAGUUCGUCGAUGGGAAUAAUCCUUUCCAGGCUGUGCAAGAAGCCUGUGAGCUGAUGAACCGCGGCAUCCUGGCUCUGGUCAGUUCGAUUGGCUGCAUGUCAGCGGGCAGCCUUCAGACCCUGGCCGACGCCAUGCACAUCCCCCACCUCUUCAUCCAGCGCUCCCCGGCGGGAACACCCCGGUCCGCCUGUCCGCCCACCAGCCGCGUCGCCGGGACAGACGACUACACCCUGAUGGUCCGCCCACCUGUCUAUCUCAAUGAGGUCAUCAUGCAAGUGGUGUCUGAGUACAGCUGGCAGAAGUUCAUCCUCUUCUAUGACUCCGACUUCGAUAUACGAGGCAUCGAAGACUUCCUGGACCGGACCUCUCAGCAGGGCAUGGACGUGUCUCUGCAGAAGGUGGAGUCCAACAUCAACAUGAUGAUCACGAGCAUGUUUAGGACGAUGCGUGUGGAGGAGCUGCACCGCUACCGGGACACGCUGCGCCGGGCCGUGCUCUUCAUGAGCCCGGCGACCGCCAAGGCCUUCAUCACCGAGGUGGUGGAGACCAACCUGGUGGCCUUUGAUUGUCACUGGAUCCUCAUUAAUGAGGAGAUCUCGGACUACGACUUGCAGGACUUGGUUAUGAAGUCAAUUGGCCGCCUGACAUUGGUGCGCCAGACGUUCCCCAUGCCCCAGAACACGACUCAGCGCUGUGUCAAACACAACCACCGUAUUAACACUUCCCUGUGCGACCCGAAAAACCCCAAGGCUCAGCAGUUGGAGAUCACCAACCGCUACAUCUACGACACCGUGCUGCUGCUGGCCAACACCUUCCACAGGAAGCUGGAGGACAGGAAGUGGCACAGCAUGGCCAGUCUGAGCUGCAUCAGGAAGAACUCCAAGCCGUGGCAGGGAGGCAAGAGCAUGCUGGAUACCGUCAAGAAGUUUGGAGUAAGUGGCCUCACCAGUUUCCUGGAGUUCACCGACAACGGCACUAAUCCCAACAUCUUCUUCGAAAUCCUGGGAACAAAUUACGGAGAAGACCGGGGACGAGGAGUCAGCAGGCUGGCCACGUGGGACCCGCUCCACGGCUUGAACGGCACGCUGACAGACAGGAAGUUGGAAAAUAACAUGAGAGGAGUGGUGCUGCGGGUUGUGACGGUUCUGGAGGAGCCUUUUGUGAUGGUGUCAGAGAAUGUUUUGGGGAAACCGAAGAAGUACCAGGGUUUCUCCAUCGACGUCCUGGAGGCUUUGUCCAACUACCUGGGCUUCAAAUACGAGAUCUACAUCGCUCCAGACCACAAGUAUGGAAGCUUGCAGCCUGAUGGUCAGUGGAACGGACUAAUGGGCGAGCUGGUCUUCAAGCGUGCUGACGUGGGGCUCUCCGCUCUGACCAUCACGCCCGAGCGAGAGAGCGUCGUGGACUUCACUACGCGCUACAUGGAUUACUCGGUGGGGGUGCUGCUGCGCAAGGCUGAGCGCACCGUGGACAUGUUCGCCUGCCUGGCGCCCUUCGACCUGUCGCUGUGGGCCUGCAUCGCCGGCACUGUGCUCCUGGUCGGCAUCCUCGUGUACCUGCUCAACUGGCUCAACCCACCGCGGCUGCCGAUGGGGUCCGUGUCCUCGACCACGCUCUACAACUCCAUGUGGUUUGUGUAUGGAUCCUUUGUGCAACAAGGUGGGGAGGUGCCGUACACCACUCUAGCCACGCGGAUGAUGAUGGGCGUGUGGUGGAUGUUUGCUCUGAUCGUCAUCUCCUCGUACACGGCCAAUCUCGCCGCCUUUCUCACCAUCACACGGAUAGAAAACUCCAUACAGUCUCUCCAGGACUUAUCCAAACAGACGGAGUUGCCUUAUGGGACGGUGUUGGACUCCGCUGUCUAUGACCAGGUGCGCUCCAAGGCCAUGAACCCGUUCGAGAGGGAUCCCAUGUACUCCCAGAUGUGGCGGAUGAUUAAUCGCACCGGAGGGGCCGAUAAUAACGUCGAGGAGUCGAAAGAGGGAAUUCGCAAGGUGAAGUACGGCCGCUUCGGCUUCGUGUGGGACGCGGCGGUGCUGGAGUACGUCGCCAAUAACGACGAGGACUGCUCCUUCUACACCGUGAGCAACAGCGCGCCCGACCGCGGCUACGGCAUCGCCAUGCAGCACGGCAGCCCCUACCGGGACAUCUUCUCCCAGAGAAUCUUGGAGCUGCAGCAGAACGGUGACAUGGACAUACUGAAGCUCAAGUGGUGGCCCAGGGACAGCCCCUGUGACCUCUACAGCUCAGUCCAGACGCGACAGCACGGCAACGCCCUGGACAUUCACAGCUUUGCCGGUGUCUUCUGCGUCCUGGCAGCCGGCGUGGUGCUCUCCUGCCUCAUCGCCAUGGUGGAGAGCUGGUGGUCAAGGAGGAAGGGAUCCAGGGUCCCCUCCAAGGAGGACGAUAAGGAGAUCGACUUGGAGCACCUACACCGCAGGGUUAACAGCUUGUGCACCGAGGAUGAAAGCCCCCACAAGCAGUUCUCCACCUCUUCCGUCGAUCUAACACCCCUUGACAUGGAUGCUUUGCCUGCUGCGCGCCAGGCGCUCGAGCAGAUCAGUGAUUUCCGCAACACCCACAUCACCACCACCACCUUCAUCCCCGAGCAGAUCCAGACCCUCAGCCGCAGCCUCUCCGCCAAAGCCGCCGCUGGGUUUUCCACUGGUUUCGGUAGCAGCGGCGGGGGCGGCCUUCAGGACCACCGGACUGUUGGUGUGGGUCCUUUCCGGCAGAGGGCCCCCAAUGGAGGCUUCUUCCGCAGCCCCAUUAAAACAAUGUCUUCUAUCCCCUAUCAGCCUACAGGUCCUGGACCCAACUUUGGAUAUGGCAAUGAUCCAGACAGGGGCACCUCUAUUUGAGGGGCUUCUACAGAUAUGUUGGUUCAGGAGAAAGAAGAGGGGGAGGAGGAGGAGGAGUAGCAGGAGGAAGAGACGAAGUAGUCAGAAGAUAUACAAGCUAAAAAGUCAGAUGAUAGAGAUCUGUGUACAUAGGAACCUUCCGUUUUUAGUUUCUGCUUGGGUGUUUCCAGGGGUGUCCAUUUUGUAUGUGGAGAGGACGAAUGAGGUGGAGGUCUGUUGGGGUGUUCCUGAAGCUCCCGCAACCCGUGGCAGUGAGGCGCAAGAGAGGAAGCGGGCCGUGGGGGGAGGGGCUUGACUCUUUGCUUUCGUUGUUGUCGUUCUUGUGAUUGUUGGGGUGAUUUUUUGGGGGAUAUGUGUGAAACUGGAUCUUUUUUUAUUGUUCCUGUUUUAUGACAUGAGGACUGUCUCAUGCAGUGGAGAUCUGUUGAAAUGGCCUGAACCCUCCCUCUGGGGGUUUGCUCAGUGUUUCUCCAGCCACAGGUUAUACAGUAUGUCUAUAUUCUUGUGAGCUCCAAGGCUGCCAUUGGUUGAUGACUGGCGGUGUCUUUAGCCAUCGAACAAUUCCAAGGGGCUUUACCUAAUAAGCAAUUAUAGGGCAGGUAUUUUUGGGAGGCAUAUCCAAUAUAGUGUUGUCCGUAGUCCUGGGAAUGCACUCAGCAGUCCUUCGUUUGGAAAAGGCCCAAUCUCAGUGAUUAUUGGAAGAAUCCACUUCUCCGGUGUUACUCCGUCUUUUUACUUUGUGGGAAUCCAUGCUCAGUCUCUCUUCUCUGGGGUUGUUUCACCAAUACUGGGGGUUCGAAGUGCUGUUCAUCCCCGUGAUGGUGUCCACACGGUGGCCUGGCUAGACCUAAGACUUCACAGCUGAACACACGCCGACGCCUUCACGGUGCAUCUGUCUGAAAAUGCCGAGACAGUGCGACGCAGCAGAAUCACCGGUUUGGUGCAUCGAUCUUAAACUAUUUCUGCCAUUUUGUUGCAUCAGCCUGAAACUGUUCUGAAACCAUUCUGAUGCACAUUAAAGACUCAAUCCCACUGCACUGUACCAGUGCCCACAGACCUGUAAGUGAUUGUAUGUAGACCUGACCAUUUCUUUGCUCACCUGUACUGUGCUACCUGCUUUGAAGUCAAGGUGAGGUUCUCUAAUCAGACUCUCAGAAGGAUAGUAAACGUGACGACACAAAAAAUAUGAAAAGAACCAUAAAAGACACGAGAGACUUCAAAAAGCUUCUGCUUAUUAUAUGUCUUUUAUUGAAUUUUGUUUCUGAAAAAACAUAGAUUUUAAUGCGUGGAAUGUGUUUUGGUCAGGAAGUACAAAAAAUGACUUUAUUCUGAGCUGUCUUCUUGUUUUUAUUUCUCUAUCUCUCAGCAAAAUUUGAAAAACUGCUAAAUGAGUGCUGUAGUCUCUGGUUUGCAUCAUUGAAUCAUCCAAACUUUUGUUUUUUGUUGUGUUUUUUUAAGGGCUGCCAUGGCCCAGGUGUCUGAAUGAUAAAAGCUCGCUCUGUAAGGCCGUGUGGUGUUCGAGUUCACGGAUCACGCGAUGGUAUAGAGUUGAUUCUGUAAUGAGGAGAAGCCAUUGGAACAGCAUCUUCAAUACAGACCUUAUGUCUACUAGUUAGAUGCAUCCUCCCAAUGUCCAGGCAAAUCCCCAAAAAUCUAAAUGUACUGGGAGCAUUUAACAACACCAAAUCAUGGGAAUGUCAAGAGAUGGAGCCCGGUGGCUGUCCUGUGUGGGAGGAGUCCAAAACCUUCUUCUAUUUCAUAUCUGUAAUGUUAAGGGUACUGUUUAUAUACCUUGUUUUUUAAAAGUGCCAAUUAAAAUAAAAUGAGACCAUUAAGGUGCAUUUUGGGGAGGGGCAACAGUACGCAAAUAGGAUUACUAUUGUGGAUUGGGGGGCUGGGUGGUAAAAUGGAACCAAACCUUUUUCACUAACACUGUAUUAAUAAUUGAUAAUGUUAGCUGUUUAGAACAAGUUUUCAGUUUGUUAUCUUUAAGAACUAAAACCGCAUAAUGUUGUGCGUAGAGAAUCCAGCCACAGUGUUUUGAAGCAAGCAUUCUUAGGCAUUCUUUUCUUAUAUUAGGCUACAGUAUGGCUAUUGAAUGACAAAUAGGACUCAGACGUUUAAAAGUUUUAUUUAGUAUAAAUGACAGAGGCAUUAUGAAAAUGUAUAUUUUACAUGUUGAUGCUAUUUUUGUUUAACAAAAAGAAAAGAGUAUAUCAUGAUGAGCUUUAGUGUUGAGUUCUGCAGUCACCUUGCUGCAUUUGGUUUCCUGAUGUCCUGCCCAUGGUCAACACAAACACACACAUAAACUCGCUUUUCUCAUGUCACCCUGAGUUCAUUCUAUUAUUUGCUGGCUAAAUAACAAAAAGUGGCAAGUUGAUUAAAAAGAAAGCAUGCACAAACUUGCUCUUGCGCUAUCUGUUAACAUUUUAAUUUCAUACAUAGAACUACAGGAUUUACUUGAUAAUUUUCAAAAGUUUAUGAUGUACAGUAUUUAAUAUAGGCCUAUUUUGUUGUAUGUGUUGCAUAUUAUUCAAAAACUGAACAAACCGGGGCCUCUGUUACAAGUGGCAAAGCUUUCUGUGUAUAAUUUGUCUAAUAAACAGGUUUUCUACAGUG
This is a messenger RNA of Betta splendens (Siamese fighting fish), 6627 nucleotides long. RefSeq names its product glutamate receptor, ionotropic, delta 2 (gene grid2). The transcript has 16 exons. The coding region runs from base 946 to 4008 and encodes 1020 amino acids. Gene Ontology annotation, molecular function: transmitter-gated monoatomic ion channel activity involved in regulation of postsynaptic membrane potential; glutamate-gated receptor activity. Lineage: Eukaryota; Metazoa; Chordata; Actinopteri; Anabantiformes; Osphronemidae. Gene Ontology annotation, cellular component: plasma membrane; postsynaptic membrane. Gene Ontology annotation, biological process: synaptic transmission, glutamatergic; monoatomic ion transport; modulation of chemical synaptic transmission. The record is from RefSeq and is a predicted model, not a curated record.